This is a messenger RNA of Psammomys obesus (fat sand rat), 471 nucleotides long. It is a transcript of the gene Tex22, whose product is annotated as testis expressed 22. The transcript is spliced from 2 exons. NCBI's taxonomy places the organism in Eukaryota, Metazoa, Chordata, Mammalia, Rodentia, Muridae. The record is from RefSeq and is a predicted model, not a curated record. The coding region runs from base 1 to 471 and encodes 156 amino acids.
AUGGACAGCAGGCAGCAGCCCCCCAAGAGGAAGACGCUACAAUGGGAGCUCGCACAAGAGCAAAGGCAACAGUCUAUCUUAAACGGGCCUUCAGUGGCCUGCAGCCAGCCAGACAGCAAGAGCAACCCUCAGGAGGACCUAGAGACCCAAGACUGGGUGUGUGAGCCUCAGGCAUACAGGCACCCAGGUAGCCGCUGGAAUAUCAGCAUCGAGGAACGCAGGCGUCUGGCCAUGCUGUAUGCACAGGAGAGGACAAACAUGGAGAUGGCCCAAUCCGGAGACCUGCUGGGCGUAUGCCACACUGGCCAGCAGACUGUGUCCUCCCUACCGACUUGCCCUGACCCAACACCUCCCUGCCAGGCCCCUGAAAUGGCUGUCCCCCUGCAGGACAUCAGACAGAUGGUAGCGGAGCUGGUGUCUGAGGGUGUGGAAAAGGACGUACUCCUGCCUCACCCUCUAAAUUCCACCUAG